AUGUCCGGAAGAUCCAAGUUCAGCAAGAAGAACGCUACCAAGUUCGCAGUGGUCCACAGACCGCACGAUGACCCCAGCUACUACGACGCAGAUGCAGGUGACCAUGUGCUUGUCCCAGUCGAGAACCGUAACCUGAAAAAGGACCAGAAGACGAAGGCCCAGGCCCAGGCCCAAGAAGAGUUUGAAGACAUUCCAAAACUCGUAGACACGGCUGCUGCUUCCCCAGCUGCUGCCCCAGCUGCCAAGCAAGAAAAGAAAAACGGCCCCAUCAACGAGCACGUAGGUGAAGCAGCACUAUACGGGAUCAAUUUCGACGACUCCAAGUACGACUACACACAGCAUUUGAAGCCCAUUGGUCUCGAUCCAUCGCAUUCGGUGUUCAUUCCAGCCAAAACGAAGUCCAAAUCAAAGGCCAAUGAGAAACCAAAGAAGUUGAAGGACCCGGCAUCGUUGUUCGUGGAACCCACGUACCAGGACCUCGAGAACAAGCCCGCAGAGCCCCUCUUCGUGAGAGGUGUCGCGAAACAGGAGUACUUGGACCAGAUGCAGGAGAUCCCAGAGGAAUUGGUUGGUUUUAAGCCGGAUAUGAACCCAGCCUUGAGAGAAGUGUUGAUCGCAUUGGAGGACGAAGCGUACGUCGUGAACGAGGACGUGGUUGUGGAUAUCAAGGCGAAACCUGAGGAAAUACCCGAGGAAGUGGAUGAAGACGCCGACGACAUUUUCGCCGAGUUGUUGGGCAGCGGGAAGGCCGAUGGUGCGGACGAGUUUGAAGACGAGUUUGACGAGUGGGAUAUGGAAAACCUCGACAACUACGAAGAGGACCACUACAAGCAAGAAAUGGCCCAGUUCGAUACCAUUGGCAAGCUCGAGGAUUUACAAGAUAUCGACGUUUCCGCAGACGUUAGAAGGUUCAAGCUGCAGCAGAAGAAAGAAAGGAACGCAUGGGACUCGGAUAACGAUUUCAGCGACGAGGACGACCUAGAGGAGGAGGAACAAGAGACCAAGGAUGUCGUUGGAAAAUUGCCCAGUAUCGCAGGAACACGUUCCAGCAGCAAGACCGGUGGCCAGGCCCGUAAGGCUCGUCGUAAGAAGGGUGCCAUGUCAGAUGUGUCUGGCUUUUCCAUGAGUUCGAGUGCGAUCCCACGUUCAGAAGCUAUGACUGUGUUGGACGACAGGUACGACCAAAUUAUCGGAGGGUACGAGAACUACGAAGAGGAACUAGCAGAGGAAGAAGAGAAACACGAGACCUUUGACAUGCUAAAGGAACGUUCAGAUUUCGAGUCGAUGCUCGACGAUUUCCUAGAUAACUACGAACUCGGAAGCGGGAACAGGAAAUUGGUCAAGAAGGACCAGGAGAUCGCAAAGCUCAAGGAAGCUGCUGACGAAGUCAGCAAGGGUAAGCUCUCCAUGAGAAGAAAGAGAGAAAAGGAAAAGAAGUCCUCGGUAAAUAGCAUCACUGACAGACUAAACAGUCUAAGGUUUUAA
This is a messenger RNA of Kluyveromyces marxianus DMKU3-1042, 1485 nucleotides long. It is a transcript of the gene LTV1, whose product is annotated as ribosome biogenesis protein LTV1. The transcript has a single exon. The record is from RefSeq and is a predicted model, not a curated record. The coding region runs from base 1 to 1485 and encodes 494 amino acids. Gene Ontology annotation, biological process: ribosomal small subunit export from nucleus; ribosomal small subunit biogenesis. Gene Ontology annotation, cellular component: preribosome, small subunit precursor; nucleus; cytosol. Lineage: Eukaryota; Fungi; Ascomycota; Saccharomycetes; Saccharomycetales; Saccharomycetaceae.